Molecule: messenger RNA, 6855 nt
Organism: Fomitiporia mediterranea MF3/22
Lineage: Eukaryota; Fungi; Basidiomycota; Agaricomycetes; Hymenochaetales; Hymenochaetaceae
Product: acetyl CoA carboxylase
Exons: 11
Coding region: 23-6676 (2217 amino acids)
Biological process (GO): fatty acid biosynthetic process
Molecular function (GO): metal ion binding; acetyl-CoA carboxylase activity; ATP binding
Source: RefSeq, a predicted model, not a curated record
GUCGCUCUCGGAAGUGGCAAAAAUGGCAUCCUACGACCAUGCCAGGGUUUCCCACUUCAUUGGUGGUAAUUCUCUCGACAAGGCCUCGGCGGGCCAAGUUACCAACUUCGUCAAAUCUCAUGGCGGCCAUACCGUCAUUACGAAAGUUUUAAUUGCUAACAAUGGUAUUGCUGCUGUCAAGGAAAUUCGUUCUAUUCGCCAAUGGAGCUACGAAACGUUUGGCACAGAGCGAGCCGUGGAGUUUACCGUCAUGGCGACUCCAGAGGAUCUGAAGGUCAAUGCCGAGUACAUUCGCAUGGCUGAUCGCUAUGUCGAAGUGCCUGGGGGGACGAACAACCAUAACUAUGCAAACGUCGAGCUCAUCGUUGACAUUGCAGAACGCGCUGGAGUGCAUGCUGUAUGGGCAGGCUGGGGUCAUGCUUCUGAAAAUCCCCGCCUUCCAGAAAGUCUUGCUGCGAGCAAGAGCAAAAUCGUUUUUAUUGGCCCUCCUGGUAGUGCAAUGCGCAGCUUGGGCGAUAAAAUUUCCUCAACUAUCGUUGCACAGAGUGCAGAAGUCCCUACCAUGGCUUGGUCUGGAACUGGGAUCUCCGAAACUUGUUUAUCGGAACAAGGGUUUGUGACAGUGCCUGACAAGGCUUACAAGGACGCAUGCGCCUUCUCUGUCGAGGAAGGUCUUGCCAAGGCCGAAGCAAUUGGAUGGCCUGUCAUGAUCAAGGCCAGUGAGGGUGGCGGCGGUAAAGGUAUACGCAAGGUCGAAAAAGCUGCCGACUUCAAUAACGCAUUCCUUGCUGUCGCCGGAGAAGUCCCAGGCUCGCCGAUUUUCAUUAUGAAGCUGGCCGGUCAAGCACGUCAUCUAGAAGUACAGCUUCUUGCUGAUCAGUACGGGAACGCAAUUUCUCUUUUCGGCCGUGACUGCUCGGUUCAGCGGCGACAUCAGAAGAUUAUUGAAGAAGCACCGGUGACCAUCGCAAAAGAACAGACAUUCGGUGAAAUGGAGCGCGCUGCGGUUCGUCUUGCAAAGCUUGUCGGUUAUGUCAGUGCAGGCACCGUCGAGUAUCUGUACAGUCAUGGGGACGAUACGUUCUACUUCCUGGAACUCAAUCCACGUCUGCAAGUCGAGCAUCCCACCACAGAAAUGGUGACUGGCGUGAAUCUUCCUGCAGCACAGUUGCAGGUCGCUAUGGGCAUCCCGCUUCACCGCAUACGCGAUAUCCGUACGCUUUAUGGAGUUCCACCGCACUCAGGUUCCGAAAUAGAUUUCGACAUGGUCGAUCCACAGGCGAACGCUGCCCAGAGGAAGCCCAAACCGAAAGGACAUGUUGUCGCUGUACGUAUCACUGCAGAGAACCCCGAUGCCGGAUUCAAACCUUCAAGCGGUGCAUUGCAAGAAUUGAACUUCCGUUCUAAUACGAACGUCUGGGGUUACUUCAGUGUUGGCUCCGCCGGUGGUCUACAUGAGUUUGCUGACAGUCAAUUUGGACAUAUCUUCGCGUAUGGUGCAGACCGUGGGGAGAGCCGUAAGAAUAUGGUUGUUGCAUUGAAAGAGCUGAGCAUUCGAGGUGACUUCCGCACUACGGUCGAAUAUCUUAUAAAGCUUCUGGAGACACGCGCAUUCGAGGAGAAUACGAUUACCACGGGCUGGCUUGACUCUCUCAUCAGUAACAAGCUGACUGCGGAACGACCUGACAAUGUCCUCUCUGUCAUAUGCGGUGCAGUUACGAAGGCCUAUCUUGCCUCUGAAGCUUGCUGGGCGGAGUACCGCCGCAUCCUUGAUAAGGGCCAAGUUCCGGCGAAAGACGUGCUUAAGACGGUAUUCUCGGUCGAUUUCAUCUAUGAGAACGUAAAGUAUCUGUUUACCGCGACGCGCUCCUCAGCCAGUGUUUGGACCUUGUACAUCAAUGGCGGCCGCACGAUGGUCGGUGCACGGCCGCUAGCGGGCGGAGGCUUACUUGUCUCAUUGGAUGGGAAAAGCCAUUCUGUAUACUGGAGAGAAGAAGUCGGCGCCAUCCGAUUGAUGAUCGACUCGAAAACUUGUUUGAUUGAGCAAGAAAAUGAUCCGACUCAGCUUCGUAGCCCAAGUCCAGGUAAACUUGUCAGAUUCUUAGUUGAAAGCGGCGAUCACGUCAAUGCUGGUGAACCUUAUGCCGAAAUUGAGGUCAUGAAAAUGUAUAUGCCGCUUGUUACGACUGAAGACGGCAUUGUGCAGUUUGUUAAGCAACCAGGCGUAUCUCUCGAACCGGGUGAUAUUCUCGGUAUCCUAAGCCUAGACGACCCUGCUCGAGUCAAUCAUGCGAAGCCCUUCGGUGGUCUCUUGCCUCCGAUGGGCCUACCCACGGUGGAUGGAAACAAGUCCCAUCAGCGAUUCGCCUUCAAUCUCGAUAUUCUUAUUAACAUUCUCGAUGGAUAUGACAAUCAAGCAAUCAUGGCUUCCACUCUCAAGGACCUUAUUGCCGUACUACGUGACCACGAACUUCCGUUUUCGGAGGCUUCGUCCAUUCUUUCAACUCUUUCUGGUCGUAUGCCAGCGAAACUCGAGGAGAGUGUGCGUUCCUCCUUGAAUAGCGCACACAAGAGUGCCACGCUUGAGUUUCCAGCGGCCCGGAUCCGCAAACAACUUGACCAGUUUAUUACUUCCGAAGUCCGAGCUCCAGAACGUCCCAUGAUCCGUACACAACUCAGUGUGCUGUAUGAUAUCACGGAGCGUUAUCGGUCAGGUCUGAAACAGCACGAGAUCGACACGUUAGCUGGUUUACUCGAGCGGUAUGAAGAAACAGAGAAGCUCUUCGGCGGAAGCAUUGAGGCGCGAGUGCUAAGCCUGCGUGAUCAGUUCAAGGAUGACCUAGACAAGGUUGCUGCACUGGUGCUGAGCCAUUUGAAGGCCCAGAGCAAGGCAAAGCUCGUCUUAGCUAUUUUGGAUGAAGUGAAGAGCGGACCGAACAUCUCGAAUCCAGAGAGCAGGCUUCACAAGGUGUUACAAGGACUCGCCGCUCUUGAAGCCAAGUCAUCGACAGCCGUGUCAUUGAAGGCACGUGAGGUACUGAUCACUGGUCAGAUGCCAUCGUAUGAAGAGAGGGCUGUCCAGAUGGAGGCCGUGCUCAAACAGUCCGUCUCAACCACGUACUACGGAGAGCAAGGCUAUGACCAUAGAAAUCCCCACCCCGAAGUCCUGAAAGAAUUGACUGAUUCUCGUCACUCUGUCUAUGAUGUACUGCCGAAGUUCUUCAAUCAUGAGGAUCCUUGGAUUGCUCUCGCGGCACUCGAAGUGUAUGUCAGACGAGCAUAUAAGGCAUACACUCUUCUCUCGGUUGACUAUGAGGAGGGUGAUGGUUUGGACGAUGGCGAAGCACCUCACGCCGUUACAUGGCGUUUCAAGCUCGGCCAGUCUUAUACCGCCCCCACGACGCCUACUUUGUCUAAAACAAACCAACGUCAAGGUUCCGUCAGUGAUCUCACUUAUAUGGUUGACCGCUUCAAUGCACAACCGGAACGUGUAGGGGCCAUGACCUCUUUCCCGAACUUCGCUACCUUGGAGAAAGGGUUUGAGAGUGCUACAGAGCUAUUGCCGGGAUUCAACGCCUUAGAUUUCGCUCGUCGCUAUGGCGGGGAUGUACAACCGCCGAAUGUCCUGAACAUUGCACUGCGCGUCUUCGAAGAAGAGGACGACAUGUCUGAAAGUGUAUGGGCAGAGAAGAUCAUUGCACUCGUUAAUGAACGUCGCAAGGCGCUUACCGAUCACGGAGUCCGCCGAGUGUCUAUUAUGAUCUGCAGGAAAGGGCUGUACCCGUUGUACUUCACUCUGCGUGACAUGGGUGAGGCCUGGGGAGAAGAGCAGGCUAUCCGUAAUAUUGAGCCUGCAUUGGCCUAUCAACUUGAGCUCAGCAGACUCAAGAAUUAUAAUUUGACACCAGUCUUCGUCGAGAACAAGUCGAUGAUCCACAUCUACCAUGGCGUUGCUCAUGAAAAUCAGCUCGACAGUCGAUUCUUCAUCCGUGCACUUAUUCGACCUGGACGCAUCACUGGCAGCAUUAACACAGCAGAGUACCUUAUUUCCGAAACUGAUCGGCUGGUCACCUCCAUCCUUGACGCACUUGAGGUCGUUAGCGCAAGGUACCGUAACGCGGAUUGCAACCACAUUUCGAUGAACUUCAUCUACAACCUCGGUGUAACAUUCGAGGAAGUGCUUCAGGCUGUUUCAGGCUUUAUUGAGCGACAUGGAAAGCGCUUGUGGCGUCUCCACGUUACAGGCUCAGAGAUUCGUAUUGCACUCGAAGACAACGAAGGAAACGUUACACCGAUCCGUUGCGUCAUUGAAAAUGUAUCAGGUUUCAUCGUAAACUUCAAUGCGUACCAGGAAAUCACGACGGAUAAGGGUACUGUUGUGCUCAAAUCUAUUGGUGAAAAAGGUCCUCUCCAUUUACAACCCGUCAACCAGCCAUUGUCGACCAAGGAAUCACUGCAGCCGAAGCGUUAUCAAGCACACUUGGUCGGAACGACGUAUGUUUAUGACUUCCCCGACCUCUUCUCUAAGGCCCUUCAGAACAACUGGGUUCAUCAACGAAGCUUGAACCCGAACCUGGUGAUGCCGAAGGUGGUGUUUGAGUCGAAGGAGCUCAUUCUAGAUGAGCAUGACCAACUUGUUGAGCUCGAUCGUGCACCUGGUAACAACAUUUGUGGCAUGGUUGGUUGGGUCUUCACCAUGCGCACUCCGGAGUAUCCAAAUGGACGCCAAGUUGUAGCUAUUGCGAACGAUAUCACAUACAAGAUCGGAUCUUUCGGUCCUCAGGAAGACCAAUUCUUCUAUCUCGCUUCGCAAUAUGCGCGCGAACGGGGUCUCCCUCGUAUUUACUUGUCGGCUAACUCUGGUGCAAGGAUUGGACUAGCAGAAGAAGUCAUGAACCUGUUCUCUUGUGCAUGGAAUGUCCCUGGAAAACCAGAGAAGGGAAUCAAGUACCUAUACCUCACUCCAGAUGACUUCAUCAAGCUGCGGAGCAAGUGCGAUGGAUCCGUGCUCACCGAAGAGAUUGAGGACGAUGGUGAACGUAGAUACAAGAUCACGGAUAUUAUCGGUCUUCAAGACGGCCUUGGUGUGGAGUGUUUGCGUGGCUCUGGUCUUAUUGCUGGUGAGACCUCGCGCGCAUACGAGGAUGUCUUCACUAUUACCUUGGUCACUGCUCGUUCCGUUGGUAUCGGUGCAUACCUUGUGCGCCUCGGCCAGAGGGCUAUCCAGGUCGAAGGUCAGCCCAUCAUCCUGACCGGUGCUUCAGCACUGAACAAGGUUCUCGGACGAGAGGUAUAUACUUCCAACUUGCAACUUGGUGGCACGCAGAUCAUGCACAAGAAUGGUGUCUCCCACCUUACUGCCGGGAGUGAUCUUGAGGGAGCAACGCACAUCCUUCAAUGGCUUUCGUACAUUCCAGACGUAAAGGGUAACAUUCCGCCCACUCUUGCGUCGGUCGAUCCUUGGGACCGUGAUAUCGAUUACACUCCACCGAAAGGCGCAUAUGAUCCUCGCUGGUUCAUUGAAGGCAAGACCGACGAAACGACGUCUGAAUGGCUCAGCGGCUUCUUCGACCGCGGCUCCUUCCAAGAGACCCUGAGCGGAUGGGCGCAAACGGUGGUUGUCGGCCGAGCAAGACUCGGAGGCCUGCCCAUGGGUGUAAUUGCAGUUGAAACACGCACAAUUGAGCGAGUUGUUCCUGCAGACCCUGCCAACCCAUCGUCUUUCGAGCAGCGUAUCAUGGAAGCAGGUCAGGUCUGGUAUCCUAAUUCUGCCUAUAAGACCGCCCAAGCGAUCUUUGACUUCAAUCGUGAGGGUCUUCCGCUUAUCAUAUUUGCGAACUGGCGUGGAUUCUCUGGUGGCCAGCAAGACAUGUACGAUGAAGUUCUUAAGCAGGGUGCGAAGAUCGUGGAUGGCCUUGUGAGCUACCGCCAGCCCGUCUUCGUCUACAUCGUUCCGAACGGAGAGCUGCGCGGUGGCGCUUGGGUGGUGCUUGAUCCGUCAAUUAAUUCGGAGCACAUGGAAAUGUACGCGGAUGUCGAUUCUAGAGCUGGUGUCUUGGAACCUGAGGGCGUUAUCGAAAUUAAGAUGCGUAAAGACAAGAUUGCACGCCUGAUGGAGCGACUUGACGAUACUUAUGCUUCCCUCAAGCGAGACAGCGUCGAUACUGAGAAGACCCCGGAACAGCGUGCUGAAGCUACCGAGCAGUUAGCAAGACGUGAGAAACUGUUACAACCCACGUACAAGCAGAUUGCUCUUCUAUACGCUGACUUGCAUGAUCAUGCUGGACGCAUGGAAGCAAAGGGCUGUGCGACACGUUGUGUCUGGAAGGAUGCACGCCGCCGCUUCUAUUGGUCGCUUCGUGCUCGUCUUGCACGCUCAAGGCUUCUCGCUCAGUUCGCCGAAGCGAACCCAGAGUCGUCGCCUGAAUAUCGAGCCCAGGUUCUUACGCAGCUCGCCCCACCUGACGCGACCGACAUGCGCCAAACGGCUGAAACGCUCGAACGACUCGACAUUACUCCGACACUAUCGUCAUUCCGAAGCGCGCGUGUGGUCGAGGCAUUACGCCGUGCUGUACGACUUGACAGGAAGGCGACCUUCAACGGUCUCACUGAGUUAAUGCGGGAGCUGUCCGACGAGGACAAGUCCGCAUUGUUGAGUGCUCUUCAAUCUGCUUGAGCUCUGUAUCGUCUUUUUUCUCCUUGUUCCAGUGUACUGAACUCCGUAUAAUUUCUACAAAACGGGCGUUCUACAAACUCGCCUUAUCACUGUUGUUCUAACGACCUUUCUUCGGCAUACGAACAUUAUCACUUUCUUUUCGCAUUAGAUGACGCAUUGAUGUUCCAGUAGCAGUCAAA